CAGGUGAGUUAGCUAGUCGUCCCAGCUAUACCACAUGCUGAAAACAUGGCUGCUUCUGUACGGGUGAGGACGUGGAACACAUCUACCUCAGUGAAAACCUGGCUCCUUUAUUUGGCAGGGAUUAUUUUACUAGGAGAUGUAAAUAGCGGGGUGAUGGCAGCUCCAGAACCAGGACAGUGGAGAAUUACAGUUGUCAAUACCUCAAGACCAUUGCUUUUGAGGAAAUCUAUGUAUAAAGACACUGAUAUCAAAUUGAAAGUUGUGUCCUUUGGAUGUCCAGAGGAGAUGACUUUUACCAUUCAAUGGUAUUUGAAAUACUACCCAUGUCACAACGAGUUCAAUAAUAUUGAGGAAAUGUAUGAGAGGACGCCACUGAGUCGAGGACAGGGUAUGGAUCCUAACCCUCUAGGACAAGGGGAAUGCAUUGAGCACAAGCACAAGCCCUUGACCUGCAACAAUGACCUGCGAUACUUCCCAAUGCUAAAUAAAGCCAAGGUGGAACCACGGACAGUUGUCCCGCCCAUGGAAGGGGCAUCACCGGGUUUGGAUGAGAACUACACCAAAUGGACGAUGGAGGAGUAUGACAAAGUCAGCGGUGUGAAGAAUUCCAGUGUGUCACUUAAAGAUGAUGUCAUUGCCACCACGUGGAAGGAUGGCCCCUAUCUGUUUGUGGUGGUGAUUAAAUCUAACAAACAGGAAGCCAACUGGAAUUUAACUGUAAACGUUGUAAUGAAAGGAACUCACGGCUACAUCUCCAUCACUGAAUGGCCUCUCAUGAUCUUCUACAUGGUGAUGUGUAUAGUGUACAUCCUGUACUCGUUACUCUGGUUCAUGUGGGCUGCCUGUUACUGGAAGGACUUACUGCGGAUCCAGUUCUGGAUAGCUGGAGUCAUCUUUCUGGGCAUGGUGGAGAAGGCUGUGUUCUGUGCUGAGUACGAGAACACCAACGGUGUCGGGGCAGCUUCUCCAGGCCUGUUGAUCUUUGCUGAGCUCAUCUCUGCCCUGAAGAGAACCCUGGCACGACUGCUGGUCAUUAUUGUUAGUCUGGGAUAUGGUAUAGUCAAGCCUCGACUGGGUACUGUGAUGCACAGAGUGGUGGGACUAGGCGUCCUGUAUUUUGCCUUUGCUGCUAUCGAAGGUGUGCUUAGGAUCACUGGGGCGAAAGACUCUGACCUGGCUCUGUUGGCCAACAUUCCUCUGGCUCUGCUUGACUCCUCUCUCUGCUGGUGGAUAUUUGUGAGCCUGGCUCAAACUAUAAAGACACUGAAGCUGAGGAGAAACCCAGUCAAACUGUCUCUCUACCGACACUUCACGAACACACUCAUCUUUGCCAUUAUAGCUUCAAUCAUUUUCAUGGUGUGGACGACAAAAAAAUUCCGUCUAGCAGAUUGUCAGUCGGACUGGAUGGAGCUGUGGGUAGAUGAUGCCUUCUGGAGGUUCCUCUUCUCCAUCAUACUGCUGGUUAUCAUGUUGUUAUGGAGACCAUCUGCUAACAACCAGAGGUAUGCAUUCACUCCUCUGAUGGACGACUCUGAUGAUGAGGAGAUCGAGGACUUCCUGGUGUCAGCUAAUUUGGCUGACGGCAUAAAGUUGAGAGCAACCAACUCCAGGAUUGAGACAAACGGUUCUGCCAAGCCUUCAGGACCCAACCCGGAUGAAGACAUGAAAUGGGUGGAAGAGAACAUUCCUACCUCUUUAUCAGACGUAGCGUUGCCUGUCCUUCUCGACUCGGAUGAGGAAAUCAUGACCACAAAAUAUGAAAUGUCCAAGAUGGAGUAACAUGGAAAGUCUUCCUCCCACCCAUGGUGGAUGCAGAGCAUCUCUUCCUCGGGUUCCUAAUGCAUGGCAUGGAAUAGACAGAUCAUCUGAAGCACGACACCUCUCCAAUCCUAGUCCUAGGGCUGUUUAGGCUGAGAUUCAGACCUCUGAUCCUCUGUACAACACUACUGUGGCUUAACGCAACACCUCUGACUUGGCGAUCAGCAGGGUCCUAUUCAUUGGGCAUCAAAUGGAAGAAAAUGGAUUAAAACGGGGAGGUACUACUUCAACUUGUCCAAUAAGAAAUACUUGUUUUAGUUUUCCUUUCCAGAGUGUUUUGUUACGGUGUGCUCUAAUGUAUUCAACCAAUGUUAUAUGUGGGCAACAGAAAAUCUCACCUGCAAUACUCCUAUUCUGUGCGUCCCAAAUGGCACCCUGUUCUCUAUAUAGGGCACUGCUUUUGACCAUGACCCAUAAGGUUUUAUAGGGUAUAUGGUGCCUUUUGGGAUGUAACUUAUGAGACUUCUGUUCCAAAAAAAACAGCUUCACUUUGUUAAAUGCUGUAUGUAUUUAUUUUUAAAAAAAAUUCUCACUGAACUUGACUUUAUAGGAGAAAGGAACAAGCUGGUAUAUUAUUUCAACACCAAUUGGACACACUGCAUAAUAACAUUACCAAUAUUAUUUUGAUAGUUGAUAACAUUCAGAGGUGUAUAGUAAACAUUAUUUAUGAUAUAUUUCACGAAGUGAAGCUUUAUUGUUUCCUAACCAAAGUAUAAUGUGAUGUGGGAGAGUUUGUGCGUUUUUGUCUAGGCUGGGACACAGGAUUCAUACGUGCAGUGUGUUACGCAGUACACAGAAGUGUUCUUGAUAAUGUCAGUGUACAAUGGCAGGACUGGUCUGUUCAGGAGGAUGUAACAUUCCAGAAUAUUUAGAUAGAAAUACAAGGAAUAGAGCUGACAUGAUUCCCUAUUCUAUCUACUAUCAAUGUUCAGAAAGUUUGCAUCACUGAAUGGACCCCUGAGGUUGGUAGAGGCAGUACUGUAAUUGAGGCUUACGUCAUUGAGGAGUUGUGUGUUUGAAUGUGAGUGGAGGGAAUCUUUAGCCUGGUUCCAGAUCAGCAAUAACAGCGUUACAAUGGCCAUAGGAGUUGGCAAGACGGCACAAACACAUCUGGGAUCAGGCUAGGAAGUCCUCUGUUUCCGCUAGUCAAAUAAAGAGCAAUAUUAUAUAUGACCUUGUAAGGUUUACUUACACUCCUCUAGUACCCUCCCUUUAUCUGUUUUACAUUGCUUGUGCACCAAAUGGUACCCUAUUCCCUAUAGCAGGGGUGCCAAGCUCAUUCCAUGUAAGGCUGAGUGUCUGAAGGUUUUAGUUUUUUUCCUUUCAAUUAAGACCUAGACAAUCAAGUACAAAGGAGGAGUGAAAACCCACAGAUGCUCAGCCUUCCAUGGAAUGAGUUUGUAAAGAGUGCCCUAUAUAGUGCACUACUUUUGACCAGAUCCCUAUGCGCCCUGGUAUAAAGUAGUGUGCACUAUAUAGGGGAUAGGGUGCUAUUUGGGACAAAAAUGGUUAUUUAUGUUUAAGUGUACAUACAACUUGCUAUAUUUAGUUUACUCUAGGUACAUUUAUUGGGAUGUUGUUAUUGUGUGAUAAGUUUUAAUGUUAUUUCUGAUUUGUUGUCAUCUGUCUAGCUUUUUCUAAAACUCUUUUUAAAGGACAAACUAUUGUAAAUGACUUGUCUCGUUGAUUAAUUAAUGCGUUUUGUUUUGCGGAUGAAACGGGGAUGUGUCUCUCCAUCUUAUGUUCUGUAAUGGUAUAACACUUUCAAAGUACAGAUUCUUUGUGCACCAUUUCUGUAACGGCAAUCGGUACUGGUGCCUGAAGUCUUCAGCUGUAUGGGGGGUUUGUCUUGUGUGGACAUUCCCGUUUCCAAAUAGGAUUAUGUUGUAUUGGUCCAUGUUAUGCUCUGCGGCCUUCACCUAGGUUAGGGAGUUAUGAUUUCACUCACAACCUCAACUAUUUCCUAGGACCUGUCCAGAAACAUUCCCUACCCACUAGAUUGUCUUACAUCUGUCCAAUCCUUGCAUAGGUAGGGUGUAGUUGUCAGUUUGGGAAUCAGGCCCUAGUAUAUGUAGUGCUUUCCCUAACUUGUAUAAAUUCAUAUUAAGAUACUUCCUCUUACUCAGACCCUGACAUUCUUCUAUUUAUGAUCAUACAACUGUAUGUUGGUUAUUUUCACUUAAGACUGGUUUUGUCUGACUGUUAGUGCUGUUAUUAUAUUAUUUACUGCCUGAUACCUUUUUUGGAAGGGUUAACAUCUUCAAAGCUAUGCUUGAACUUUUAAACACAGGGCCUGUAUUCAUAAAGCGUCGCAGUACGAGUGCUGAUCUAGGAUCAGUUUGACCUUCUAGAUCGUAAUGGACACCUGAUUCCGAUUGGCACGCCUACUUUGAGAUGCUUAGUAAUGUAGAUAUGGCUCCAGAUCAAUGUGGCUUUUUUGUCCUUUUUAUUUCUGUUGGCAGAGCAGAGAGAGAGAGAGAACAGCACCAUGUUAUUAGUAUGCCAAACUGUAAAUCUGUAUUUAUGAUGUUUGUUGAAAAUCUUUGUUUUCUGAUCUAUUUCAAUACGAUGGUUAAUUUAAUUGUAAAUAAAAAUGUUUUACAAA
This is a messenger RNA of Oncorhynchus tshawytscha (Chinook salmon), 4423 nucleotides long. It is a transcript of the gene tmem87b, whose product is annotated as transmembrane protein 87B. The transcript is spliced from 19 exons. Gene Ontology annotation, biological process: retrograde transport, endosome to Golgi. The coding region runs from base 46 to 1779 and encodes 577 amino acids. Gene Ontology annotation, cellular component: Golgi apparatus; membrane. The record is from RefSeq and is a predicted model, not a curated record. NCBI's taxonomy places the organism in Eukaryota, Metazoa, Chordata, Actinopteri, Salmoniformes, Salmonidae.